Messenger RNA from Capsicum annuum, 2371 nucleotides. Its product is annotated as KH domain-containing protein HEN4. Gene Ontology annotation, molecular function: mRNA binding. The transcript is spliced from 8 exons. Gene Ontology annotation, cellular component: nucleus; cytoplasm. The record is from RefSeq and is a predicted model, not a curated record. Lineage: Eukaryota; Viridiplantae; Streptophyta; Magnoliopsida; Solanales; Solanaceae. The coding region runs from base 232 to 1851 and encodes 539 amino acids. Gene Ontology annotation, biological process: regulation of gene expression.
AUUUGAUUAUUUCUAUUAGUCAUAUUCGUAAAAUAAUAGUACUAUUUUUAGUAAACAAUUAAAAGGGCCUGUUGGGCUACUAAUUUAUUUAUUUAUGGAAAAAUAACCGCAUUCCAGCACCCGCCAACGGGGGUAUUAAAUCAACCAGUCCAGCAAAAUUUGUGCUGUAAUUGACGGAUCGGAAUCGACUCGGUGCUUAUACAUUAGCAUUCUCCAGCAGAGUAUUUUGUGAUGGCUGGUCAACGAAAGCGCGCCCAUUCUCAGUCUCGUUAUGCUGACAAUGGGAGAAAUAAAAGGAGAAAUGCUGGCUCUGAUAAGGACCUUUUCUCUAUCGGUCCUGACGACACGGUUUAUCGCUACUUAUGCCCUGGGAAGAAGAUUGGAAGUAUUAUCGGCAAGGGAGGUGAGAUUGUUAAGCAAUUGAGGGCGGACACUAAAUCUAAAAUCAGGAUUGGUGAGACGGUGCCUGGCUGUGAGGAACGUGUUGUCACCAUCUACAGCUCAAACGAGGAAACAAACAACCUUGAUGGCUCUGAAGAUUGUGUUUGUCCUGCCCAGGAUGCGCUUUUGAAAGUCCAUGAGAAAAUUGUUAACGACAUAGUUGAUGUGGACUCUGAGGAUGCUCCCCAGUUUACUGUUAGGCUUCUAGUACCUUCUGAUCAGAUUGGAUGUAUCAUUGGGAAAGGGGGUCAGAUAGUACAGAAUAUUCGUAGUGAAACUGGAGCUCAGAUUCGUAUACUGAAAGAUAACCAUUUGCCUGCAUGUGCAUUGAGCUCGGAUGAACUUCUGCAGAUAUCUGGUGAAGCCACUGUAGUGAAGAAGGCGCUUUAUGAAAUAGCAGCCCGUGUUCAUAAGAAUCCAUCCCGUUCUCAACACUUGCUUGCUUCUGCUGCACCAAAUAUCUAUUCUUCAAGGACACUUGUAGGUCCAACUGCUGCUGCUCCAAUAGUAGGAAUAGCCCCAUUAGGGUCUUACGGGGGCUACAAAGGAGAGACUCGGGACUGGUCAAGGCCCUUAUACUCAGCUGCAAAGGAUGAAUCAUCUUCAAAGGAAUUUUCUAUUCGUUUGCUGUGUCCUACUGCAAAUAUUGGUGGUGUUAUUGGUAAAGGUGGUGUCAUAAUCAAUCAAAUUAGACAAGAAUCUGGUGCAGCAAUCAAAGUUGAUAGUUCUGCUGCCGACGGUGAUGAUUGUGUGAUUUCAAUUUCUGCGAAAGAGUUCUUUGAGGACACAUAUUCUCCAACUGUUGAAGCAGCAUUGCGCUUGCAACCGAGGUGCAAUGAGAAAGGUGAAAGAGAUUCCGGUCUUAUAUCGAUCACCACAAGAUUGCUGGUCCCAAAAUCUCGAAUAGGGUGUCUUAUUGGGAAAGGAGGAGCUAUAAUCAAUGAGAUGAGGAAAAUUACAAAAGCUAAUAUUCGUAUACUCUCCAAUGAAGACCUCCCCAAGGUUGCUGCUGAAGAUGAUGAGAUGGUGCAGAUCUCAGGAGAACUUGAUGUGGUAAAGGAUGCACUCAUGCAAGUAACUUCACGUCUGAGGGCUAACCUUUUCGAAAGAGAGGGUCCGGCAUCUGCCUUUGUGCCAGUUCAUCCCUACCUCCCCAUGACAACAGAUUCAGAUACCUUGAAACACGAAAGUAGGGACACUAGAAGACAUGGACAUUCUUACUCAGCUGGCUAUGGUGGUUCGAGUGAUCUUCCACGUGCUAAUGCUUAUGGAAGUUACAGUGGUAUCCAGAGUAACAGCAGUAGCAGCAUAAGAUAUGGAGCUUAUGAAGGAUAUUCCCUUGGGCGUUCUGGUGCUUCUAGGUCAUCAGGGCAAGACCCUGCUUCCCGCAGAAAAAGUUAUGGUUACUAGUGUGUGUAACUGGACCGGCAGCUGAGAUAUAUGAAGCAUGAAGCCAGCCUAUUGCCUCCUUUGCACCUAAACCAGAAGACCAGAUAAAUGAGGAUUUGGGAACUAUGGCCUAACCUUGAUGCUUUUCUUUAGGAGGACCAUAACUGAAGAUUUGACCUCUCUAUCGAAAUUUGCCAUGUCCCGACAUCACAAACUUACAAGUUCAAAAAUCUUGUGGUCCAAAGAACCAGUGUAGCCGUGCGCCUUUAUCCUUCUUUCCUUGUGGUUGUAUUGAAGAUGAAUAACCCCCUCAAAUCUCAGCCAUGUCUUGAUUUCUUUUCAUUUUUUCUGUUUAAUUUUAAUUUGGAUGAGUUAUUGUGGGAUUUGAUAAAGGUAGAUGUUAGACCUGUUCUCCUCGUGCAGUUCUGUCUGUUUUGCUGGUUCUUUAGAAUGGAAAAUUUAAUUUGUAUCCCGACAUUUGAUAUGUGUCACUUUAUCGUAUCUUUGAUUUUAAAUUAUAUAUCAUCUUAUCUUGUUUGCA